Molecule: messenger RNA, 798 nt
Organism: Sinocyclocheilus grahami
Lineage: Eukaryota; Metazoa; Chordata; Actinopteri; Cypriniformes; Cyprinidae
Product: UBX domain-containing protein 4-like
Exons: 6
Coding region: 1-783 (260 amino acids)
Biological process (GO): ERAD pathway
Cellular component (GO): endoplasmic reticulum
Molecular function (GO): protein binding
Source: RefSeq, a predicted model, not a curated record
AUGCGCUGGUUCGAGGGCUCGAUCCCGGCGGCCAUCGCGGCAGCUAAAGAGCGCAGAUGCGUGUUUGUGGUGGUGAUCACAGACAAGACCAAGCGUCUGCUGGAGGAGAGGAGUCGAGAGAAGGCCGAGGAGCGAGCGGCUAGAGAGCGGGUCAAGCAGCAGAUCGCUCUGGACCGUGCAGACAGAGCGGCACGUUACGCUCAAAGUCAGCUGGACGCAGAGACGGCUCGGAUCGCAGCGCUGCAGGCCAGAGCCACAGAACAGGAGGCGCGGAGAGACGCUGCGCAGCGAGAGAGGAGUGCGUUUGCCAGGAUUCAGUUCCGUCUGCCUGACGGCUCGUCCUUCACGAACCAGUUCCCGUCACAGACGCGUCUGCAGGAGGCCCGGCAGUUCGCCGCUCAGGAGGUGGGGAACCGAUACGGUCAGUUCUCUCUGGCCACUAUGUUCCCCCGGAGAGAGUUCACAGCUGAAGAUCUGCAGAAAUCACUGCUGGAGCUGGAACUGACCCCCAGCGCCUCCAUCGUGCUGCUUCCUCAGUCCAGCCGCCCGUCCAACACUGUGGUGCACUCAUCUGCGGGCGGCGGCGUCUGGGCCAUGCUGGGGUCGCUGCUGUACCCGCUGCUGGCCGUCUGGAGGUUCAUCAGUGGCUUCCUGUUCAGCAGCCCUCCUCCACCUGCUGCCGCCCAGAACCAACACACGACAAACGCGUACGGCUCUAGCGCUGCCGCAGAACCAAAGAGGUGUGUCUGUGACCUCACUGUGAUUUCAGUUACCUCACCGUGACCUCACCGUUACUCC